ACUUAGAAACUGCAGUUGAUUUCGAGUCGGACCGUAGACAACACAACCACGUUACUGAAUCGACAGAAGAGAAAAGAGUAAAAAUGUAGAGUGUGAUAGGAAACUAAAAUUGUGGCGGUAUCUUAUUGGAAAGACUCAGAGAUCCUGUGUGUGAGAGUGCUGUUUUAAGGUUUUACAGGUGUGUUAUUGGAGUUUACGUUUGGACAGGUAGUCGGCUCAGCGUGUUGCCGUAUAUUUACUGUGUAAUGGUAAGGUAUGCAAUUAGUCCUUUUGUCUCCCGCGGAGAAAAUGGUUCCUGGAUUUGAAAGGGUAUCUAUUUUAACAUUUAGGGUCUUAUGAACUUUCGACAAUUUUGUUGAGCUGUUUUUGAAAUUGCGAUAAUUUACAAGCAUGUCGCGCUGAAUAAAGGGAAUGAGUCCAGGCCAUCGCUCACUAUGGCUUCGCAAUGUAUGAAGGACUGAAAAGAAGGUAUUUUAACAUUUUUAGAAGAAAGGAAGGCAUUUGAUCAUGCUCAUACAUUAAAAUGAAACCUUGGAAUAACAACCUUUUGUUGCUGCUACUGAGCUUAGUAGCAGCAGUACGAAGUCAAGUGGAAGUGACACUCAAGUUUGAUGUCAUAGAAGAACAGGCUCCACUAACUUAUGUAGGACAGAUCAAUGUGACCGCUUACCCCCCACCUUACACUUUGUUGCAAUCUUCAGAUGACAUCAGUCUAGAUAUCCAGUCUGGACUUAUCCGCACUGCCCGCAAGUUAGACAGGGAGACCAAGUCAAGCUAUGAAAUUGUGAUACUUUCUAUGCACUCUAAUGGAAUGACAACCAUUCAGAUUAAGAUAAAUGUCAUUGACACAAAUGACAAUGUGCCAUAUUUUCCGAGUGGCAGCAAAUCCCUGUCCCUCUCAGAAAUGUCACCAAAUGGAAGCAAAGUCCACAUCGGUAGUGUGAAAGAUCGGGAUAUUGGGAUCAACUCAGUCCAAAAUACUGCGACCAUCAUCAGUGGAAAUCAAGACAAUAUGUUCAAACUGGAAUCCAGAUUGCCAUCUGCAACGCUGUAUUUGGACUUGGUGUUAAAUGGAAAGUUAGAUUAUGACAGUGGUGUAAAAGAGUAUAGUUUGAUCAUUCAAGUGAGUGAUGGGGGAGUUCCUAGACACACAGCGAAUGUUUUGGUAAAUGUGAGUGUUAUAGAUGCCAAUGAUAAUGCUCCGGAAUUCACACACACAAAAUACUCUACAGUUGUACCCGAAAGUAUUCAGAUUGGGACUAGUAUUGUUAAGGUUAGUGCUACAGACAUCGAUUCUGGUGAAAACGGGAAAAUUACUUAUUUACUGGAUCGCCAGCGAGAUCCAGAGGAACAUUUCAUCAUUGAACAAAAUACGGGUAUCAUUAGAAUCAACAAACAAGUGGACUACGAACGACAAAAACAUUACGAGUUAUCUGUGAUUGCAAGAGACAACGGUUCCCAAACAUUAGAAUCAAAUGCAGUUGUAGAAGUUAAUAUCACAAACGUAAAUGAGCAACCAGCAAACAUUAACCUUGUUUACCUAAUAAAAGACAACAAAACAUUUGAAAACGCAACAGUGGGGGACUACAUCGCUCGCAUCUCUGUCAGUGACCCAGACUCCCCAAAUAAUUACUAUGCCAAUGUUAAUGUUACGCUGCAGGGAGACAUGGGAUAUUUCGGCCUUGUGACAGAUGACAGGGUGGUGUAUCGCAUCAAGAUCUUAAAACCCCUGGAUAGAGAAAGCUACGCUAAUUACAACCUGACAAUUACAGCCGAAGACUCAGGCCCAAGUGGACCACCCUUGUAUGCAAGUAAAUCUUUCACACUGAUUGUAGAAGAUGUGAAUGACAAUGCUCCAAAGUUUACAAAAACAAUUUACUCAGCAUCAGUUCCUGAACAGGCACCUGCUGGUUCAACUGUUGUCAAGGUUACAGCCAGUGACCCUGACCUGGGAGAAAAUGCUCGUAUCACUUAUAGCAUAAUAUCCAAUCCUUCAUCCGAUGCAGAUUGGUUUCAAAUUGAUAGUUCUACUGGGUUGAUCACCACUAAGAGUAGUUCAAACAUUGACUGUGAGCACAAUUCAAACCCCUGGAUUACUGUGAUUGCAACGGAUCAUGGAAGUCCACCGCAGUCAUCCACCGCCACUGUCAGCAUCGCCAUUGACGACGUCAACGACCUUGAACCUGUCUUUGAGAGGUCGUACUAUGAAGGCAGAGUUGCUGAAAAUGUAGCUGUGGGUUCCUGCAUCUUGACGGUGUCUGCCAAUGAUCCAGACUGCCAGGGUAGAACCCAGAAUUUGAUCCAGUAUCGUCUAGACAAUACCUCGGUCUCCCAGAAUUUCAAUGUGAACGCCACCAGUGGACAAAUCUGUGUCAGACAAGCUCUUGAUUUUGAGACCAAACAAAGCCAUGAGUUCACAGUUUUUGCAAGAGAUGCUGGUAACCUGGAGAGUAGUGCCGUGGUGAAGGUCAGCCUUACUGAUGUCAAUGACAAUCACCCCGAGUUUUACCCCCAGAAUUACAGCAUCAACGUGGAUCUCUCGGAGGCCCAGGCGGGGACCACCAUAGUGAGGGUUCAGGCUCAGGACCCAGACAGCGGGAGUUAUGGGAGUGUUCAGUACAGUAUUACUGCAGGCAAUGACAGGGGCUACUUCAGUAUCACAACCAAUUCAGGUCGUAUCUAUCUGGCUUCCUCCCUGCCCUCAGAAGAAAAGAUGUACACCUUGGAGGUCACAGGGACAGAUGAUGGGGGUCUGACGUCUAAAAUCCCUGCCCACGUGUAUGUCAGUAUCACUGGACAGAACUCCCACCCCCCUGUGUUUGGUAAUCUGACCUAUAGCUUCUCUGUACCAGAGGACACUGUCCAUGGAACCACUGUGGGGACUAUACAUGCAACAGUUCAACCUAUCAAUGGAGUAACUCCAGUGGUGAAGUACUCGAUUGCCUCUGGUGAUAAGACAGGACUGUUUGCCAUCAAUGACAGGACAGGAGUGAUAUCCAGCACCAAGUCCCUGGACCAUGAGACUCAGCCAUUUGUCCUCCUCAGCAUUCGGGCGGAGGCUGGGGACCCACCCGUGUUUGGCACAGCUCAGGUGAACAUCACAGUAUCCGAUGUAAAUGACAACAGUCCACAGUUCCAGACAAACUCCCUACAGAUCCCUGUGUGGGAGGAUGAGGAUCUCUCUACCACUCUGUACACAGCCCACGCCACCGAUCCAGACAGCGGUGAGAACGGGACUGUAUUUUACAGCUUGCAGGGAGACUCCUCCAACACGUUUAGGAUCAACCCAACCUCAGGGGAAAUCACUCUACAGAAGGCCCUGGAUUACGAACAAGUUGUAAUGUACCAUUUACAUGUAGAGGCUAGUGAUCAAGGAAAAGCUCCUCGCACAUCUACUCUGAAUCUGACCAUUAAAGUGCUGAAUGUGAAUGACAACUCUCCAGUGUUCUCAGCCAGCCAAUAUGUCUUCAAUGUAAGUGAAUCAGCUGCUGUCCAGUCCAACAUUGACAGAAUACAGGCUACAGAUCUAGAUGGUGACAUCGUAUCAUAUUCUUUGAGAGACUCAAUGUACCAAAACUUGUUUGGAAUAGACUCUUCAACUGGAUACAUCUUCCUCAAACAGGAACUCAAUCGGGAGGAGAAAGACAGCUACAUUUUAACUGUCAUUGCUAGGGACAAUGGGAAGGGAUACCGGUCCACAGCUGUCCAAGUCACGAUCAAUGUGAUAGAUGCCAAUGACCACAGUCCAGUCUUCAAACAGUCUUUCUUUACAUUCUAUAUUCUGGAGAAUAUGGCUGCUAACACUUUAGUGGGACAGACCACUGCCACAGACAAAGACACAGGGGACAAUGCUUAUCUCCUGUAUCAGUUUGAGCAGCCAGAGCCCCACCUGAGGAUCGACCCUGUGUCUGGUGUGAUCACCAUUGCCAGCUCUCUGGACAGAGAAGACAAAGACCUCUAUAACCUCACUGUAAUAGCUAGUGAUCAUGGAGAUCCCAAAAAGUAUGACUAUGCUAAUGUCAAGAUUUUAGUUGGAGACUUGAAUGACAACAGCCCCACUUUUCUGAAUAGUCAACCCAUAGAGGCUUUAGUCAGUGAAAAUGAACCCAAAGGAACGUCGGUCCUUAAUAUUUCGGCUAAGGAUGAUGAUGCUUUGGAGAAUGGAACAAUAUCAUUUUCUCUUACAGCAGAUGGUGAUGCAGAGGCCCUUAAAUAUUUUGCCAUACACCCAAAGUCUGGUCUGAUAACAACAUUGGAGGUUCUUGAUUAUGAGAAGAAGAACAGAUAUGUAAUGGGAGUAGUUGCUGAAGAUCAUGGGAAUCCAGCAAGGAGCACCUCUUCAUCCCUUGUCAUUAAUGUUAAAGAUGAAAAUGAUGGCAAACCAAUCUUUUCUUCACAAAAUGUUACCAUAAAAGUGGUAGAAAAUAUCAAAACUGGGUCUAUUGUGGGUAGAGUGGAGGCGAAGGACUGGGAUUCUGGAGAAAAUGGUCGUAUUUCCUACUCCAUCAUUGGAGGAAAUGUGUUUGAUGUAUUUGCUGUGAAUGUUUCCACUGGGGAUAUUUACUGUAUCAGGAAUGUGGAUUAUGAGGAGGCCUCCUCUCACUCCCUGGCAGUCAAGGCAGUGGAUAACUCUCCCUACAUUCCAAAGAGUAGCACAAUCAGUGUGGAGAUAGAAGUGGAGGACACCAAUGAUAAUCCACCGGUGUUUGACAAAGACCCUGUCCUCCUCCACAGGAAGGAGAACCUGCCUAUAGGAUACACAGUUUACACAUUCACUGCCACUGACAAGGAUUCCGGGCUGAACGGAACAAUCCGCUACAGUAUCCAAAGUCAGACACCAGACAAGUCCUUGUUUACCAUUGAUCCGCAGACUGGAGAUCUAAAAGUAGCAGCCAUGUUGGAUUAUGAGGUUGUCAAGCAGGUGUCCUUGGUGAUUCAGGCUGAGGACCGGUGUCAUGUGGGAUGUGUACAGAAAGCGACAGUUACCGCUUGGCUCUAUGUGAUUGAUGUAAAUGACAACAAUCCUGUGUUUAAAGGAAAUUCCUCUUACUCUGUGUUUGAGAAUGAGACAGUGGGUCCCACUGGUUAUCCUGUGACACAUAUAAUUGCCACAGAUGCUGACAGUAAUGUGGAUAACAGUGGUAAUGGAGUCUUAGCCUUCAGUAUCAUUGGAGGCAAUGAUGAGGGGCACUUUGCCAUUGAUAGAUCUUCAGGAUUGUUGGUGAUCCAGCAAACUUUAGACAGGGAGACAACUCCAUCCUACACCCUGACCAUUCAGGUCCAGGAUCAGGGGACGCCCCAGCGGUCAGCCGUCAAACAGAUCAGCGUCCACGUCCUGGACAUCAAUGACCACGCCCCCCAGUUCAGUCAGUCCACCUACACUGUCAGUAUCCCAGAGAACUCCUCACCACAGCAGAACGUCCUCCAGCUAACAGCUACAGACCUAGACAUUGGGGAAAAUGGCCGCCUCUCCUUCUACCUGCCUCCUGGAGUUGCAGACGACAAGUUCCAGCUGAACCCGACCACAGGUCAACUGAGUACAACGGCUAGUCUGGACAGGGAAGAGCAGGCCCAGUAUGUCCUCACAGCCUAUGUGCGUGACUUUGGAUACCCAGAAAAGUACAGCACCACUAGAAUUGUUGUGGAUGUAACUGACGUCAACGACAAUGUCCCAGUUUUUGUCAAAAGUGAAGUGAGUUUGUCUAUCCCGGAAAAUACCAAACAGGAGGCCAUCCAUCAAUUAGUCGCAAAAGACGCAGACGCAGGUGACAAUGCCAGACUGUCCUACGCAAUCAUUGGUGGCAAUAUUGGCGGAGCUUUCACUAUUGACCCAGAAACAGGUGAACUGUCCUGUAAAGCACUGGACAGAGAAACCAUAGCAUCUUAUAACCUAACCAUUAGAGCUAGUGACCAUGGCAGUCCACAAAGAAACACUAUGUGUCAAGUCCAUGUCAAAGUUUUAGACAAGAAUGACAACUUCCCAGAAUUCUCUGCCCUAGAGUAUGCUCACACCAUCAAAGAAAAUGUGGCACUGGGUACAUUCGUACUUCAGGUGGCAGCUAGUGACAUUGAUGAGGGUGAGAAUGCUCGCAUCACUUACUCUCUGGGUAAUGACACAGAUGGCUUCUUCCAAGUAGACAGUCAGUCAGGAAACAUUACUACAAAUGGCCUGUUUGAUUAUGAGAAGAAGACAUCUUAUGUUUUCUAUGUGGUUGCUAAGGAUGGAGGUCAAAAGGACAUCAAAAAUAAAACGGUUCAAGUCCGCAUCAACCUUAGUGAUGUCAAUGACAAUGCCCCCAUCUUUAAGGAGAUGGCCUACCGCAAAAAUGUGUCAAUCAACACCCCAGCUGACACCUUUGUUGUCAAGGUUCAGGCAGACGACAAGGACUCCGGCAUUAACGGAGAGGUGCGAUACGCCUUAAGUAAUUCAGGCACAGACUUGGCCACCUACAACAUGUUCCGUAUUGAUGAAGUUAGUGGAAAUGUAUACACCAGACAGACCCUGACUACCAGGGGAGUCCACAUGAUUCAAGUGGUGGCUACAGACCUAGGAGCACCUGCUCUUAGUUCAACAGGUAUCAUUGAGGUCACCGUCGGGGAUAAUGCAGGCAGCGUCAGUUUAAGGUUCGACCAGACUUCCUACCACGCCACUAUAGAGGAAGGAUCUCCCAAAUACACCUCUGUCACGACGGUCAGAGCCACAUAUGUGGGAUCAGGAAGUGGCCCCAUCACCUAUUCCUUGGUUAACAGUAAAGAUCAGCAGGUCUUCUCCCUGGAUUCCUCGACUGGGAGGGUCACAGUUAACAACGGAGCCCUACUGGACUUCGAGGUGGCCCAGGAGGUGCAUGUGAUGGUGGUGGCUUCCAGUGGGAGCCUCUCUACCUACACUCAGGUGGUGGUCCAGUUAACAGACAAAAAUGAUAAUGCACCCAAGUUUGCACAGAAUGUGUACUACUCCUCCACCUGGGAAGGAGAAAAGGGGGACCAUGUCUAUGUUACACAGGUACUAGCAACAGAUGCUGACUCAGGAAUCAAUUCUGACAUCACGUACAACAUCAUCGGGGGUAAUGAGGGUUAUACCUUCCAAAUCCACCCUCCCCACAGUGGCAUUGUGGUCACCACGCUUCCUCUGGAUUAUGAGAUUCAGAAUUUCUACAGCCUGACUAUAGAGGCCGUGGAUCAGGGGAGACCCUCUCAGAGCAGUACCUGUACACUCAAUAUAGACGUGGUGGAUAUCAAUGAUCAGUAUCCAACCUUCCCCGAACCUCAACCUGUCAAUCUCAGUGAAGCUGCAGACAUUGGUUCUCUGGUGAGAUUGGUAACAGCCAAUGACAGAGACAGAAACCCUACUCUGCUCUAUGACUUCACACCAAAUGGUAACCCUGGAAACACCUUUGCCAUCGAUAGAUUCAGUGGAAGAGUUACUCUAGCCAAGCCACUGGAUCAUGAAAUUCAAAGGAAUUAUGCUGUUGGCUUAACUGUGAAUGAUACUAAGUAUUCAGCCCAGACCACCCUAAAUGUAAAUGUUAAAGAUGAAAAUGACAAUCAUCCAGUCUUCUUGCAGCAAAGUUAUAAGGCUGAUAUUCUGGAGUUCACAGGAUCAGGGGUGAAGAUUUUGACUGUUAAUGCUACAGAUGCUGACACAGGGGUCAAUGCUGUCAUUACUUAUAAUCUGAUCGUUAAUCCAACUGGGGGAUUUUAUAUAGAUCCUAAUACAGGAGAGAUUUACACAAACAAGACUGUUGAACUUCGACAAGAUCAGCAGGUGUUGACUUUGGUGGUGACAGCACAAGACGGGGGUACUCCAAGACUGUCAGCGGUGGUAGCCAUUAAUCUACAGAUCAUUCCUGUCAACCAGUAUGCUCCAGAGUUUCCUCCACAACAAACUAAAUUUUCUUUCGCUGAGGACAUCAAGAAAGGUGAAAAUCUCUGGAGCGUAACAGCUUCUGACCGGGACAUGAAACAGGAAGUCUACUACAGCAUUAGGGCAGGGAACCAGGCAAACUCUUUCGGAAUUGAUCGGCAGUCAGGACUAGUUUUCUUGAAUGAAAAUCUUGAUAGAGAGUCAAUGCCAUCUUACUCUCUCAUCAUUGAGGCCUCAGACAACGGAAACCCAGUGAAAAAGAACACCAUUGGAGUAUCCGUGGAAGUUAUCGAUGUUAACGAUCAGAGCCCAGUGUUCAAGCCAACUGAAUAUUUCAAGGAAUUACCUGAGAAUAUGGCACACUCCAAUUCCUUCCUACAGGUGCUUGCCACAGAUUCUGAUGCUGGGAUUAAUGCUGAAAUUCAGUACACAAUUACAUCAGGAAAUGAUCAAGGUCUGUUCAUAGUGCAUGGAAAAACUGGUGUUGUUUCGAUAACUCCAAACGCAACUCUGGAUUAUGAGAACACUCAACAACAUAAACUGAUCGUGAGAGCCACAGACUGUUUGGGUUGUGACAGCUCACAAAUGAAAUUCUCAGCUUUUGCAACAAUAGUCAUAAAUGUGACAGAUGUCAAUGAAUAUCCUCCUCUGUUCCCUGUGCCGUUUUAUUAUGCCAGCGUCAAUGAGGGACCUAGAGAUACCAAAGUAUUCCAGGCGCAUGCCAACGACAAAGAUGGUGGGAAAUACGGAGUUCUGUCCUACAGAAUUCAGAAUACUAAUGUUUUCCGAAUCGAUUCCAUCACAGGAUGGGUGUAUACAAACAUGGAUAUUGAUUAUGAGAAUCUUCCUUACCUCUCGGCUCCAGGAGAGCACCAGUACAAGUUUGACCUCACUGUGACAGACCUGGAUGGUUUGGAGGACACUAAACCUGUUAUUGUCACCAUCAACGAUGUCGAUGAAUUUUCUCCAGUGUUCACAAAAAAUAAGUAUGCAUUUGAUGUACCUGGAAAUGCUAAAAAAGGUCAUAUCAUUGGAAAAGUCGGUGCAACCGAUGACGAUGGAGGACUCGCUGGAAUGGUUUUCUAUGUCAUCAAAAGUCCUGUAGAUUACUUUGAUGUAAACAUAACCACUGGUGAGGUGUAUGUGUCCCAUGACUUCCAUUCUGAUAUUAGGAGCAAGCGGGAUACGUUUUCGCGUCAGAAGCGAGCCUUGGAUAAAAAUUUCAUCACUCUGAUCAUUACGGCCACCAAUGGAGCUGAAGACUUGCGAGCCUCUACAGCCAUAGUGGAGGUGUCUGUCGACACGGAAUGUGCUGGGUGUGCUCUUCCACAGCCUCUAACUCAGGAGGACUCAGUGAACACCACAAUAAUCGCUAUAGUGGUAGUGUUUGUGUUGGUGGCCAUCAUUCUCGUUGUCAUUAUUGUGAUCAUUGUGAUAAGAUUCAGGAAAAGGAAGGCCCCCACUGUGGUUUAUGAAACAGAAUACCCCCAUCAGUUUGAUUUCCCAGUGGCCAGCGAUGAUGGAUCACCACCUGCUUAUGAUGAGAAGUACAGGAACCACCCCAUUACACCAGAUAUCUCUGAACGAUCCCAUCACUCUCAGUCCAGUGGUCGCGGUUCAGUGGAGGCUGACGAAGAUGAGGAAAUCAUGAUGAUUAACUCACAUUCCUCAGUCUUAAAUAACUCUGCUGGAUUCCGAAGUAAAAACAUGCCAGAUUCUGGAAUUCAGGAUGAUGACAAUAUGUCUGAACCUUCCGUUCAGAAUUCAAAAGACUACCUAGCACGGCUAGGAAUAGAACCUGUGCAUACCCAGAUAAAGACUCAAAAUAUUAUGCAAUCUGUGGAGAGCAUGCAUCAGUUUACAGAAGAGGGGGGUGGGGAGGAUGUGGAGUAUAACAAUGACUCUAGUGCAGAUAUCGUGAUAUCUGACAGCAAUAAUGACUUAGGGUUCCACGAGCCCGACGUACAGCAGCAUGUGGGGGCCCUCUCCAGUGUGAUAAACAGUGAGGAGGAAUAUAGUGGGUCCUAUAACUGGGACUAUUUAUUAGACUGGGGUCCACAAUAUCAACCCCUAGCCCAUGUGUUCACAGAAAUCGCCCGAUUAAAGGACGAUAAGCAAACACCCAAAAAGCAACCUGUGAAAACUGUGCCACAAAGAAAGACUACCAUUAAUUUAAAUCCCCAAGUGAAAAUGGACCCACCCCCAAUCAUAACUAAUGCUCCCCCUAAAUCAGUGCAGCAAAGUCAGGGGAGCAAACACUCCUCACGAACAAAUAGUACAAUGAAUGUGUCCUCUCUCCCCAGUUUACCCCGAUCCCCGAUCAGUUACGAGUCAAGCUUUACGUCCCCCGCCAUCACUCCCUCUUAUACCCCCUCCCUCACCCCCCUGGCCACUCGCAGCCCUUCCAUAUCUCCGUAUGGGUCAGGUCAUAAUACACCAAACAGACAACGAACCAAUGGUCACAUGCAGAGAAUGGCUUUAUCAUCAGAGUCAGAACAAGAGCUCAGGAUAUAACUAGGUCAAACUUAAGACUAUUUGAAUGCAUUCUGAUGAACUUGUGAUGUCUGUAGUAGUAUUCAUGUAAUAUUUCUUUUAUUGAGAUGAUAUAUAUUUUUAAAAUCAAUUUGUUUUUAAAUGUGACACAAAGAUGCAUGUGUGUUUUAGUUGUCUUGUUUUUAACUCAUAAGAAACUUUCUUUUCUCUACUCAAAACAUUUCCACAUGUGAGAAUGGUAUGGUAGAAAAAAAACAAAUUUUAUCAUUGCAACUACUUUUAAGUUUAUUUUUAUAGUAUUUUUUUUAAUGGUAAAAUAAGUCGUAUUUGUGUGAAAUAAUACCUGACUUCUGACAUUAGGUUGUGCGUUAGUGCUCGUGAGAAGCUUUUUAUGUCACUGUUAUGUCUGAUAUUAUGUUUUUAUAUAUGCAAUAUAAAGGGGGACCAGAGUCCUUGAGACUUUAAAUUUAUGUAUUUUUGUGGAAAAUUGACGUAAGUCACAUGACCCUUUUUACAAACCAUAUUUUAUAGACUUUUAUCGACAGUUGAUGCUGACUUUUACGUACAUGUACUUGUUAUUAAGUGCCAAUGUCAUAUACAUGUGCAUUUUUAAUGAUAUGCAUUUAAUUCUUAAAUUAAAUCUUAAUGCUCAUGAUUUUUUUUAAACGAUCUAUUUGGUACUUACAAAUGUGUACAAAGUUGUACCAUUUUGUAUAUUUCACAUCACUAGAAUUUCUGUAGCUUAGAAUUAGAAUUUCUUACAUUUGUGCCAUCAUAAUAAAAUAUGCAUAUUUUUCUACAGUUGUAAAGUAACCAAUCAAAAAGUUUAAAUAUGAAACAUUUUUUCAUCAGGGGUCAGUUGGUCUUUGUCUCAUUUAUAGUUAUAUGUAAAAUAUAGAUGAAUCAAAUUUAUUUAUACCAAAUAAAGAAAUUCAAACCGUGA
This is a messenger RNA of Saccostrea cuccullata (small rock oyster), 11300 nucleotides long. RefSeq names its product protein dachsous-like. The coding region runs from base 524 to 10378 and encodes 3284 amino acids. Lineage: Eukaryota; Metazoa; Mollusca; Bivalvia; Ostreida; Ostreidae. Gene Ontology annotation, cellular component: plasma membrane; adherens junction; catenin complex. Gene Ontology annotation, molecular function: calcium ion binding; cadherin binding. The record is from RefSeq and is a predicted model, not a curated record. Gene Ontology annotation, biological process: cell-cell junction assembly; cell-cell adhesion mediated by cadherin; cell morphogenesis. The transcript is spliced from 20 exons.